Messenger RNA from Catharus ustulatus (Swainson's thrush), 5190 nucleotides. RefSeq names its product KN motif and ankyrin repeat domains 4 (gene KANK4). The record is from RefSeq and is a predicted model, not a curated record. The coding region runs from base 723 to 3902 and encodes 1059 amino acids. Gene Ontology annotation, biological process: negative regulation of actin filament polymerization. Gene Ontology annotation, cellular component: cytoplasm; cytoskeleton. The transcript has 10 exons. Gene Ontology annotation, molecular function: protein binding. NCBI's taxonomy places the organism in Eukaryota, Metazoa, Chordata, Aves, Passeriformes, Turdidae.
CAUCCAUCUGCAUCUCCUGGCACUGGGGACGGAUGGACACGGCCAGAGCGGCCGGAGCUGCGGGGACAAGGGCUGUGCCAUGUGGGAACGUGGCUCCUGGGGGAGGAUUUGGGGACACCGAGCCCUCCUGCAGCUCCCCAGGCUGCGAGCGGCGGCUGCCGGCUGCGUUUCCUCGGGAGAGGCGCUCCUGGAAUUGCUAAUGCUCCAGCCCGGAGGUGCAGCACGCUGCAGCAUCAGCGACAGCAGCCACGCCGCCGUUAAUUAUUGACUCUCCAAUUAUCAGCCCUGAUAAGGGAGCACCCCCCUGGACAGCCCAGGCAGCGCUUGGUGCUCUGUGUUUUCUGGGAAAGAUAAAUAUUCCGUGGAAAAGUAACUGGUUUUGUGCGCCGGGAUUGAACUGUCCUCGCAAAGGUCAUCCGAGAGCCACGGGCUGCUCUGCUGGAAAAUCAAUCCCUCUUUUGUGCUUCUUGGUUUAAACUUGUAUUUGCUUUCUGAGCAAGGUCACAGCUCAGCUGACCAAGUUUGUAGCUGCUGGAGCAGGCUGGGGUCCAGCCACGCUGCUCCGAACCCUUCGCUGCCGGCUCCGGCCAUGGAGAAGAUGAUUUGGAGGGAGGCGAGAGCUGCUGCUCCCCGGGGUUUGUAGGUGCCAGCGUGAGCAGGGUGAAGUGACUCCUCAGCCCUUGUCAGAAGAUGCUUAAGUGACAGCCCAGUUAGACCCCACCAUGGAGAAGACAGAAGCAGAUGGCCAGGCACUCAAAGCCGACGGGGACAGGGAGCAGCCCCGCAGCCUCCCCUACUCCCUGGAGACACCCUACGGCUUCCACCUGGACCUGGACUUCCUGAAGUACGUGGAUGACAUCGAGAAGGGCAACACCAUCAGGAGGGUCCACAUCCACCGCAGGGCCAAGCAGCCCAAAUUCAGCACCCUGCCCCGAAACUUCAGCCUGCCCGAGAGCGGCUCCCGCUCCUGCCCCGCCGCCGCUCCCAGCAAGAGCUGGAGCUCGAGCUGCUCCUUCCCGCAGCGCAAAGCAUCCCUGGGCGAGGAGCCCCAAAGAGCCCUGCUGCCCUCCGAGGAGCCCAGCUACCGCAGGAAAGCGCUGCUGGCCGAGACACGGCGGCAGGCGGGGCUGCGGGAUGCGGAGCUGGGCUGGAACCGGGAUAAGGAGCUGGGAUGGCAGCGGGAUGCGGAGCUGAGCAGGACCCGGGAUGCGGAGCUGGGUCGGAACAGGGAUGGGGAGCUGGGAUGGACCCGGGAUGCUGAGCUGAACCGGAGCCGGGAUGCGGAGCUGGGAUGGCAGCGGGAUGCAGAGCUGGGCCGGACCCGGGAUGCUGAACUGAACAGAACCCGGGAUACUGAACUGAACCAGACCCGGGAUAUGGAGCUGGGCCGGCCCCGGGAUGCUGAACUGAACCAGACCCGGGAUGCUGAACUGAACCAGACCCGGGAUGCAGAGCUGAACCAGAGCCGGGAUGCUGAACUGGGCUGGCCCCGGGAUGCGCUGCGGGCUCGGCCGCAGCUGCUGCGAGCCUCCAGCAUGCCCGAGGCGCUGCCCCCCGGGCAGAGCCCCCCGGGAGCAGCCUCGCCCCUCCGGACCCCCCCGCAGCAGUGCCGGGACCAGGGCGGUUCCGAAAGCGGCGCCGUGACCCCGCCGCGGGAGCUGGGCUCGGAGCAGGGCGGAUCCCCGGGGUAUCCCUGCGGGGCUGUGCCGGGGCCGGUUCCCCUGCAGCCCCCCCGGCCGAACCAGCAGCUGCAGGCGGUGAUGGAGAGCGGGGCCGAGGAGGGCGAUGCUGCCGAUGGUGGCUCCGAGGUGGCCGGGACUGAAGCAGCAGAGAAUGGGAUUCCUGCGGGAAGGGCGCUCAGUGCGGGUGAGAUGGACCGGGAUGUGCUGCAGGAGGGUGAGCACAGGGAUGUGCAGGCUGCAGGGGACGAGGAGAGCGGUGUUCCCCCGGCUCCUGACGCUGGGCUGGCGGCGCUGAAGCAGCAGAUCGCUCACCUGCAGGAGCAGCUGGCCGAGAAGGAAGAGGAGCUGGAGCAGGUCAGGGCAGUGCUGCAGCAGCAGGACCACGAGAUGCAGGAGAAGGAGAAGAGCAUUAAGCUGCUGGCCAGCUGCAAAGCUCAGCUGGAAGAGCAGCUGUGCUGGGAGAAGGGCAGAGAGGCUGGGCUGCGGCGGGGCAGCCUGGUGCAGUGCCUGGAUGCUGCUGUGAACACGGAGCUCUCACAGCUGGCAGGGCUCAGGCAGGCCCAGGACAAAGGCAUCAAUGUGAGCAUCCCCUUCCCCAGCGGAUCCAUCGCUGUGCACAGCGCGCAGGGCAGGGAGCGCACGGAGCCGGGGCUGGCUCAGGGACCGGCUCAGGGACCGGCUCAAGGACUGGCUCAAGGUCUGACUCAAGGUCUGGCUCAGGGACCGGCUCAGGGACAUCCUGGUGAGGCCAGCACCGAGCCUGGGGUUGCUGCUCCCUGCUUCACCCAGCUGCACAUCCACGAGCACCCCGGCGAUGACAACCAGAACCACCAGGACUCCCUCAGCCCAAACACAGCCCAAAGCAAGGCAGGCUUUGGAGAAGAGGAGCCUCGGGAAGGUGCCCCUGGCCACCAGGACCCCCCAGCUGUCGACCCCAUCGGGCAAUAUGUGAAAAAGAUCCAGGAGCUGCUGCAGGAGCAGUGGCUGUGUUUGGAGCACGGGUACCCCGAGCUGGCCAGUGCCAUCAAGCAGCCAGCCUCCAAGCUCAGCUCCAUCCAGAACCAAUUAGUUAAUUCCCUCAACUCCCUGCUCUCUGCCUACUCCUCACAAGGGCCUGUGGAUAAGGAGAAUUCCAACACACACUAUCAACAGUUGGAAAACUCUCCAACCACAAGUCUUAAAUCCAUCAUGAAAAAGAAAGGUUAUGGUUUCCAUGCAGGAGGCAAUGGGACCAAAAAGAAUCUCCAGUUUGUUGGGGUAAAUGGUGGCUACGAGACAACAUCAAGCGAAGACACGAGCUGCGAGGACAGCGCGUCGGACACCGACACCGAGACCGAGGGCAGAGCUGGGGAUGUGGAGCCCGAGCAGGCUGGAGGGGAGAGCAGAGAGCCUUCCUCGGGGGAGAAGAGUGAGGAGGAUGAUGGUGGUGGGCAGCAGGAAUCAGCAGGAGCAGCGCCCUGCUCUCAGCAGGCUCACAGGUGCAAACCCUCCGAAGAUUUCCUUGCUGCCUGCCAGCUCCUCAGUGAACACCUCCCAGAAAUCAGGAGCACAAGCAACAAACAUCUGCAGCACGUGCUUGGCUCCAUCUCCCAGGAGUGGUUCCAGGUGUCCAGCCACAAAUCUUCCAGCCCAGAGGUGGUGGCAGAGUACCUGGAGGCACUGGGGGACAUCCAUCCCCAGCUGCUGGAGGCUGUGGUGAACCUGCCUGACAGGAAUGGCAACACUGCCCUGCACUACAGCGUGUCCCACUCCAACUUCCCGGUGGCAAAGCUCCUGCUGGACACAGGGAUGUGCUGCCUGGACCUGCAGAACCGUGCUGGCUACACGGCCGUGAUGCUCACACCCCUGGCAGUGCCCGAGAGCCGCCAGGACAUGGAGGUGGUGAUGAGGCUGCUGAAGGAGGGGGAUGUCAACCUCAGAGCUGCCCAGGGAGGUCAGACCGCGCUGAUGCUGGGGGUGAGCCACGACAGGGACGACAUGGUGCGAGCCCUGCUGUCCUGCCAGGCCGAUGUCAACCUGCAGGACGAGCAGGGGACCACGGCCCUGAUGGUGGCCUGUCGCCAGGGCAACGCUGACAUCGUCAGGCUGCUGCUGGCCCAGCCUGGCUGCCAGGUCACGCUGACUGACAAGGGAGGGAACUCGGCGCUGUCACUCGCCCACGGGGACAUCGCCGCGCUGCUGCGCGCCCACGUCGAGCUCAGCCCGUCCCUGUCUGUGUGACCCAGCCAGGACAGCCAGGACAGCCAGGACAGCAGCUGGAGCCUUGACACUGCAGGGACACAGGGCAGGAACCUGAGUGAUGCUCCCUGUGUCCAAUUCAUCCCACUGACAGCCCUGACCUGCCCCAGUGCCUCCAACACCCCAGGGUAGAUUUGGCAGGUGAGCAACCAAAACCAACGAGAAAAGCACAUUAGAGCAGCAAUACUUAAUCUUGUGUAACCCGAGGUUAUGGGUGGCCUUUUAAUCGACUACUUAACUGUAUCUCAUUUAACUUGUAAGUUUGUGUCCUAAUAUUUAUUAUCAGCUCUUCUGUAAGUAGUGGCAGGCAGUGAUUACUCAGUGUAUGUAACAACAAACACAAGCUGGAUGGAUUGUGGAAAGCAUAAAAUCCUAUUUCUGUUUGCUUAUGAGGGCCUGAUGUAAGAAUUAAAAAUUAAUGCUCUAGGAAAAUAUUUGAGUCUGCCAGACCCAAACACGCAGACAUUGUUUUGCCUGGAUUUGGAAUUACCAUAUGGCUGUUAUUUUCCCCUAAUUAAGUUUGAGCUAACGGGGAAGCUCAGCCCAUUGACAGGCUGGGCAUUCCAAGCACUGGAAGAUCCCAGCAGAUUCCCAUUCCAGGGUGUGGUGAUGUUGUCCAAGAGCUCUGUGGAGUGGCUUUGCUGGCAGACACCUUUUGGACCAGAGUUUGCUCUUUACUUUGCCUCUGCUCAGUUUUAAUUUUUUUUUUUAAUUUUCAGUUUUAAUCCCAAACUCCUUCUGUAAAGCCAAGCCAUGAUUUAGCUGCUGGAAUUGGGUCUCCCCAACCAUGGGGCACCCACAGGGUGCAGCAUCACCUCAAAUCAGGAUUUUUUUCCUAAAUCCCUCUGCUUGUGCCAGAGAGGGAGCCAGGGCUCAGGCCCCACUUUUCCAAGCAUCCCUGUUUAGCUGCAUCAGGACCCACUGGAUGCUCUCCCUUGGCUUUGGUGGAGCAAACCCAGAUCUCCCUCAUUAGCCAAUUACUCUUUUUUUUUUUUUGAGCAGAAGUAAAUUCUGAGCCCUCUGGUUGUUUAUGAGUCAGUUCACAUCCACAAAAUGUCUCUCGAGCUGCCUUGAGCCCCCAUCCUUGCAGGGAGGGGAGAACAGCCCUGACCUCUGUUUUCCAUGGAAAUCUGCCAUCUGCUCAAGUUUUCUUUCCUGUCUUAAUGUUUUCAAUCCACAGCAUUCACUAUCUCAAACUUCUAUCUGCCUUUUUUUUUAUCUAUAUCCCCAAAUGCCUCCUUUAUGUAUAAAUAAAAUGAAUUAAACUUUC